This is a messenger RNA of Nerophis lumbriciformis (worm pipefish), 546 nucleotides long. NCBI's taxonomy places the organism in Eukaryota, Metazoa, Chordata, Actinopteri, Syngnathiformes, Syngnathidae. The record is from RefSeq and is a predicted model, not a curated record.
AUGGGGAACAUUUUUGGGAAUUUGUUGAAGAGCCUCAUAGGAAAGAAGGAGAUGAGGAUCCUGAUGGUGGGCCUUGACGCAGCAGGAAAAACUACAAUCCUCUACAAGCUCAAACUGGGGGAAAUAGUUACCACAAUCCCAACCAUUGGCUUCAAUGUGGAGACAGUGGAGUACAAGAACAUCAGCUUCACUGUGUGGGAUGUGGGUGGGCAGGAUAAGAUCCGUCCCCUCUGGAGACACUACUUUCAAAACACACAGGGUUUAAUCUUUGUGGUAGAUAGCAAUGACAGAGAGCGUGUCAACGAAGCGCGAGAAGAGCUGAUGAGAAUGCUGGCUGAGGAUGAGCUGAGAGAUGCCGUGCUCCUCGUGUUUGCCAAUAAACAGGACUUGCCUAACGCCAUGAAUGCCGCCGAGAUCACAGACAAAUUAGGAUUACACUCCCUGCGCCACCGUAACUGGUAUAUCCAGGCCACCUGUGCCACGAGCGGCGACGGCCUCUACGAGGGCCUCGAUUGGCUGGCCAAUCAACUCAAGAACAAGAAGUAG